AUGACUGAACAUGGGCUUGCAUCUACUCUUACUGAAAUGCCUCUUUUAACUCCACUGAUCAAUGGAGAUCCUAUACAUCAGAUGGAGAGUUAUCUGGAUACCACUGUUGGAACACAGUGUACUACUAAUUAUUCACAAAUGAUGACUCAUCCCAAGAGAUAUACCAGAUGGCCUUCUUGUCCUCAAUACUGGGUACAACAAAUUAUAUUGGUGCACGUUAACCCUGGGGAGAUCCUCACCAUCAAGUCCAAUGAUGGGAGCAUUCAAAAUAUUCAAGGACCUGCUGAUGUACCUUUGAUGUCACCAAGUGGUACUUUGCCACCAAUAUAUCUUCCUCCUGGUUACAUGUCUCAGGUGGUGGAAGAAAAUGGGAUUCGAAAAAUUAUCAUUGUGCCUCAGACAACCGACUACUACACGACCACGUCUGCUCCUGUACAAGUAUCACACCUCAUAGCACCAACUUUUAUGUAUCCACAAGCCACUCAACUGAUAUAUCCCACAUCUCAAGGGGAAUUUCUGCCACCUUACAUUCAAGAGCCUGUGCCGCAGCAACUGCCACCACCACCACUAGCAAAUUAUAACCAACUUGAUGAAAGGGCUGGUGAAAUGGAAGAACAUAUGAAGAAAGAAAUGCAAGAAAGCCAGAUUGAUGGACACAAAAAUAGCUGUAUGAUUACCAACACCUCACUGCUUUUGAACCAAGCUAAUGAUUUUUCCAAUAUUCCUGGUACUCUGAGCACUUACACUGUGGACUAUGCUCCAAGCACCUGCACUGUUGACAAUACUUCAAGCACCUACACUGUGGACAAUACUUCAAGCACCUACACUGUGGACAAUACUUCCAGCACUUACACUGUAGACAAUGUUCCAUGCACUUAUACUACCAAAGACACGUUGAGUACCUGCACUGUGAACAAUGCUCUGAACAUUUACACUGCUGACAAUACUCCCAGUACUGACACUGUUGACCACCCUCCAAGCACUUAUAUUACUGACAAUACUCCCUUGAAUUCUUCCAUUGACCAUGCUUCUAAUAUUUCCACCACAGACACUGAUCUGCACCCUUCCACCAGUGAAAAUAAUGUUCAGAGCCCUUCCAGCACUAAUUAUGCCUCCAAGACUUCCACCUCUGACAGCACUCCCACACCACCACCUAUUGACAGUACUCCAAGCUCUUCCAUUCCUGACAGUGCUCCCAACCCUCCCAUCUCUGAAAGUGCUCCAAGUACUUCUGCCACUGAAGUUGCUCUCAAUACAGCCAAUGCAACCAGCACUUCCAACACUGCUAGUGCUCAUGUUGAAAUUAGUCAUGGAAACAAAUGCAUCAACCCAGGAAGCGAAGACAUCAAGCAGAAACCAGGUGGAAAACAAAGCAAGAGUCUAUCAUCAAAUACUGCAGAAAAAGAAUGCAGAACAGAACAUGGAAAGUCUUGCUGUUUCAGCAUUGAGAAACCUGUAGUUUCCAAUAUUCAGACAAGCUCCGCUGUUAUUUCAUGGAAGACACAUGGUUCUGAGAAAUGCAAUCAUACUAAAUCCCCUGUAACAUUUGAAUUAGCAAUAUCUAACAGUGGUAAAAAUGGAAAAUACACAAAUGUAUAUACCGGUGAUGAAUUUACAUUUACUCUACUUGAUCUACAGCCAUUCAUGGUGUAUUUUGUAAGAAUUACAACUGUAAGAGGCUCAGCACACAGAACUGUGUCUAAAGUGGUUAGCUUCACAACUCCAGGUUGCAAACCAGACCCUCCACUUGAACCCAAACUGAUUAACCGAUCCAAGAGCAGCCUGAAUUUACAGUGGAAAGGUUCCAAUGGUAAUGGUUCCAAAAUAAACAGCUUCCUUUUGGAAUGGGAUGAGGGCAAAGGUGAAGACUUCAAAACUUGCUAUAUAGGUACCAUGAAACAGCACAAGAUCCUUAAACUGAAUGCUUCUACAAAAUAUUCAUUCAGAUUAGCUGCAAAAAAUAAGUUCGGCUUGAGUGAUUUCAGUGAAAUAGCAGUCUUCCACACAUCAGGAACUAUGCCUCCAACACCUUCACCCCCUAAGCUGAAAGAAGCGGGAGUCUGUAAUUUGUCACUAGAAUGGUGUGCCCCAACUAACACAAAUCCAAAUGACAGUCUUACUUAUGUACUAGAAAUGGAGGAAGCAGGAUUGGGGUUGGGUUUUAAACCUCAAUACAACGGAGAAGAUCUUUUAUGCACUAUAAGAAACCUUCAGAGAAGUACUACAUACAAGUUCAGGAUCUUUGUGUGCAAUACAGAAGGAAUAAGCAACCCUAGUAGAGAAGUAAAAUAUGCUACCUGUCCAGAUAAGCCUGGAUCCCCUAAAAAACCAUAUAUAAAGGGAAAGAUCCAUGCACACAGAGUAAAAAUUGGAUGGGAACCACCCGAAGAUAAUGGUGGGACAAACAUUUCAAGUUACAGUUUAGAAGUUAGGGAGAAUUUGGAUGUGAAUCUCUGGAACAUAAUCUACAAUGGAACCGCAAGGGAAUUUCUAUACAAUCACCUGCAACCUGGUACUACAUAUAAAUUAAGAGUCUUUUGCACUUCACCUAUAGGCCAUAGCCAGCCCUCAGAUAUAUUGACUGUUCAGACACCUAAUCUUUCUCCUGCAUCUUGCCGUCCUCCACCCUUGAAUGGUAAAGUGCAGUCCAAAGAAACCAACAUCCAAUGCAACAAUUCUCCUUCAAAAGGAAACUCUGAAGCACUUACAAAUGUCAAAAAGGCAACUGGUAACCAAGAUGAUGCACAAGGGCACUCUGGCUCAGAAGUGAGAGACACAUCUGGAUCUCAUUCGGCGACAUGUGAAACUGCUCCAGUCCCAAGCCCUCCUACUCAAUGUGGUAUACCUGUGCUAACCUGCAAGAGUCCAACCUGUGUUGUUGUUAGUUGGGAAAUUCCUGUAUGUAAUGUUGCAGAAAUCACUGAUUACAGACUAGAGUGGGGACAAACUGAAGAUUCAAUGCACUUGAUUUACACUGGCCCUUGUUUGAGCUAUGAAGUUAAAGGUCUCAUUCCUGCCACUAUGUAUUUUUGCAGAGUUCAGGUGAACAUCAAUCCAGAUGACAAAGGAUACGCCUCUCACGGACUGAAAGCAUGA
Molecule: messenger RNA, 3096 nt
Organism: Capra hircus (goat)
Lineage: Eukaryota; Metazoa; Chordata; Mammalia; Artiodactyla; Bovidae
Product: fibronectin type III domain containing protein 3C1-like
Exons: 22
Coding region: 1-3096 (1031 amino acids)
Molecular function (GO): protein binding
Source: RefSeq, a predicted model, not a curated record